AUGUCCAACCAAUACUACCCUGUUGCUGGUGGCGUGCCCAUUCAACAACAGCAACAGCAACAGUUGAGUCUCAUGCACCAACAGCAACAACAACAACAGCAGCAGCAACAACUGAGGCUCGACCAGUUUCACCAGGAGCAGCAACGCCAAAUACAACUCGCAGCCGCCGCCGCUGCUGCCGCUGCUACUAUUGUUCCCCGCACACUCCACUCCCAACUGCCAUUAUCGCCCCCUCAGCAACAACUCCAACAGUCCUUCACCACAAACGACAACAACAAUAACCAAAAAGCAACCCUCUUAGCCCAAACCUUACCACCAACACCUUCCUACAACGACAACGGCGACUCUCCAUACUCUAAAAACUCUUGGGAUAGCACUAUCCUCGCUAGCCAGUCGGGCCAUGACGACUCACAGGUGGCCAUCUCUAUCGGCCCUGACGGAAACCUGGUUUCGGUGUUGCCCCGCUGGGAAGGAUACGACCUCAGCAGUUUGCCCCCCGCACAGCUCGUCUCUCGACCCAACAAUACCAAAGUCCUGCCACAGCAACAGCAACAACAACAACAACAACAACAACAACAACAGCAGCAGCAGGACAUCUUGCCAAGAGGCAGUGUCACCGACUUCGGUCAGCAGCCCCAUCCCUCCGUAUUGGUGCAACAACAGCGCCAGUAUUUCACCCAAGGACAGGGCCCUCAGCAGCAGCACCAGCAGGCUUUGCACCAGCAACAGCAACAGCAACAACCACAUCCACAUCAACAGCAGCAGAAGCAGAUGUCAUACCAGGAGCAACAGCAGCCAUUAUACUCACCAGGACAGCAGCAACAGCAGGAAUUGUUUGGUAAUGAUUACCUGUUCGAUGCUCCUUCCCCCGUGCCCACAAUGUCAUCCUUGGAUAUGGGUAUCCCCAUCGUCCCCUCGCAGCAACAGCAGCAGCAGUCGCAGUCGCAACCGCAGCAGCUCCAACAAUUGCACGCCUCGCCCUCCCCUCUCCAUGUGCCCGAGUAUAUCAAGACCAGCUGCUCCCCAGAACUGCCUAUCAAGGCCUCUCCAGUUGACCAGCUCGCAUGGGCUCCAUGGGAGGAUCUCGCUGUGCACCCAGACGAUCAAGUUACGUAUGCCACACCGGCACACACCCACACAAGUUUCGACGACAAUCCAAGGGAUGAGGCUGACUACCAGGGUACCAAGCACCUCAAGGUCUUCACCUCUUCCAAGAAGGACGAUGACGGCGAGUUCCGCAAGGGCCAGCAGUUUUAUCUCAAUGUCCAUCUGACGGAGGAGGAUCGCAUGCGGUACCGCUACAUUCGCAUCCCCAGCGAAAACAUUGUGUUGCCUUGCCGUGCCGACUCGACCGGCCGUAUUGGCUUUGGCUUGAAUGCCUCUGGUAAGCGUUCGGCCGAUUCCAUGUCGAUCCCCACGAGUGCUCAGGAGGAGGAUGUGCUGUCGUUGAAGUUGACCACAUACCUCGAGCCAGAGCACCGCCCUGUGGUUCCCUGCGGUCGCUGCAAGGACAAGACUCCCGAGAUCUUGCGUUUCCACCCCGGUGUCAAUGGCAAGCCCAUGAUUGACGACAACGGCAUGGUGAUGCUCCGCAACGGCCAGGUCAAGCUGAUUGCCUCAGCUUGGUGUGCCAGUACGUCCCACCACCGUGGACCUGGCACCAAGUUCAGCUUUGAGAUUGAGUUGACGAGCAUGGGUCAUGUGAACCACCCCGAGCCUCUCUUGGUCUACCAGGGCCGCAGUGACGAGGUUGAGAUCUACGCCAGCCACGGUCGUGACAAGGGCGCACGCCAAGCAAGCAGCUACAAGAACAACGAAAAGAAAUCUCAAUCGCCUCCCCAAGAAGGUGGCAGUGCAGGAGGCCCGCCCUCUCCCGCCAAGACCUCUAGUCCUCCCGGUUCCCCCUCAAACGUAGCCCACCACCUCGACAUGGGCCCCGUUAAGAAGCGACGUGAGGAGCCUCCCAUGACCCCUCCCCUGACCGACUCUGAGCUGCCUCCCAUGAUCAAGAGUCUGGAACCCAGGAAGGGCCCUAUAUGCCAGGAGAAUCACGUGAUUAUUAUCGGCCAGAACUUCUCCCGCGGAAUGACCCCGAUGUUUGGUCGUGAGUACGGCAAGGUCAUCGAACUCAACCCGUUCUACAUCGAAUGCACGACCCCUCGAUACCCCAGGACGGAGACUGUGCGCAUCUGGAUUCACCACAACGAGACCUUUAUGCCUUCAGACAAGUCAUACGAGUUUACGAAUGAGCAGGCCCAGUCUGAACUGGAGCAGAUGUUGAGGACCAUGAUCCAGUCCGAGGGCGAGUUUGGCGACGGCUCCUACUUCAACUUGCUUGGCAGAAUAUCCAACCUGCCAUCUUCAACCGACAUCUCUGGACAAAGCCAGAGCAACGGAUCGACGAUGCUCCACAACUCGGUUCUACUUGGCUACCAAGUCGGUGUUGACCUCUUGAUUGAGGAGGGUAUCGAGCUCGACAUUGAGGACGAUUCAGGGCUCACUGCGCUGGACUAUGCUAUCCACACCAACAAUGUCGAGAUUACCAGCACUCUUCUCCACGCUGGAUCCCUGGUCUCCUACGAGAGACUCGAUGCUUUGCCGCUUCGCCCAACAACAGCCAUGAUCACUCUGCUCAAGGACGUUUGCGGCGUGGAAUUGACCUCCAACGACGGCAGCCCCCUGGACGCUGUCCCCGAUGUCGCUGAUGUUGUCGAGGACGAGACGUCGACCUCGACCAUGGAUCACAUCAUCUCUAGCAGCGCCAAUGAUAGCUUUACAGUGCCUACAAGUCUGAUUCAGGAGACUAUUGUUGAAGAGCCUGAGCAACUGGAGGAGGCCAGCCCGGCAGCAGUACCGCGUCCUCUUCAGCGUGUUCCCGUUCCAACCCCAGCGCGUUCAGUUCCCGCGCCCACUAUGCAGUCAAAAUCUGCCCCUCACAAGUCUUCCCGCGCCAUGUCGAUCUCGACUGUCUCGACGCAAUCGACUGGUAUGGUGUCGUUGGCCGCCACCAUGUCGACCAUGGCACCCUCUGCCACAUCGUCGGCGAGAACGGGUCACUCGAGCAUGAGUUCCCGCUCUGCCAGCCAUGCCAAGGGUGGUCAGGACAACAUUUACCUGAGUGCCAAGGAGGGCAACAUGACUUUGGUCAAGUACCACCUCAACAGGGAUCCCACUCUGAUCAACGCUCCCUGGAAGUUUGAUGGUCGCUCAGUCCUGCACAGUGCCUGUACGUCGAGCCAGCCCCACGAAAUGGUCGAGUACUUGGUUCAGCACGGAGCCCAGGUGAAUGCCUUAGACACUUUCCACAAGCGCACUGCUCUCCAUGCCCUCUGCCAGGAGGGAGGUCUCCCUCAGGAUGAUUGGCGUGUUGUUGUCUCGGCAGCCGAUCAGGAGGUGAACGAGCGCGAUGUCUUGGCAGCGAUGCGAUUCUUGUUGGACCGUGGUGCAGUGGUUGAUGCCAGGAACUACUGGAAGGAGACGCCGUUGAUGCGUCUGUUUGCCGGACGGGACUGCCCUCUGAUGGUACAAGAGUUGUACAGUCGGGGUGCGAAUUCGCGACUCAAGAGUUCCAAGGAUUUGUACCCCCACGGCACCGCUCUCGCCUACGCCGCGUACUUUGGAAGGAUCAAGUCGUUGAAGUGGAUGGUGGAGAACGAUUUGUUGUUGAACGACGAGUCGAACAUCAAGGACGCUAUUCGAUGGGCCAAGUCGUCGAAGGAGUCAUCGCUUGGAUCACAUGCCCAUGCUGGCCAGCACGCGAUGGCCAAGCGCAAGGAGGAGCGCAAGGUGGAGGCGAUCCGUCUUUUGGAGAGCUGGCUCGGCGAGGGUGGUUUGACCAAGCGCAAGGCUCUGGCGCGUCAGACGAUUGUACAACAGGCUGAUGGCUGGUGGAGACGCAUGAGCGGUAUUAUUGAGGAAAAGGCUGGCGGGCCUGGCGGCAAUGGAGAUGAGCACGAGCAGUCUGCUUCGUCUCCUCAGCGUGACGCUGCUUCUGGCAACAACGGUGGUAAUAUGCCCACAGAGUUGAGACCAGUCUGGCGCGAUGUAAUUGCGCUGUCGGAAAACCUUGCGUCUGAUCAAGUCUCGAACACGAGCAGUCGGAUGAAAUGGAACCCUCUCACCAUGCUCCGCAAAUCCACAUAA
Linnemannia hyalina is the source of this 4143-nucleotide messenger RNA. The record is from the annotation of a GenBank genome assembly. Lineage: Eukaryota; Fungi; Mortierellomycota; Mortierellomycetes; Mortierellales; Mortierellaceae.